CACACUUUUAACUAAAUUUGAUACACUGGAUCUGAUCUGGAUCAAGAUCCCCAUUCCCCAAGACAACCAUAUUGAGAUAUAUAAUUCCUUUAUUUACAACCUAUACUUUCAUUUGAAAACACAACAAUUGUUCAAAACCGCAUAUAGAUAUAUAACUGCUUCUCCCGAAGUUAAAUAGCUCGCAAUUCCUCUUCCAGGAUUUAUACACAUGUAUUUCAAAGUAUUGCAUACCCAAGUAAAUCAUUUUAGAUCUUUCAAGAUGAUAACAUAUGUGUACACAAUAUCUGACAAAUUACACACACCAUGGCUGCUUCAUAUAUGCAUUCAUAGACACACAAACUUCUGGGAUUCUGUGUGUAUUUUUUCCUUAUGAAACUUUAUUCAAGGUCUGUAUCAAGACAUUAGCUUUCUCAUAAUAUACAGCAAAAGCCAAAAAAUAAUUAAUCAUAAAUAAUACACAAUGUUAAAAUUAAUUGUAUUGAGAUAGAAAUAAUCUGUAAUUCAUCAACAAUACACACACAUUGUUAAAUCCAUUGACAAUAUUUGCCUUUGUAUAUAAGUAUAGGGAAAAUGGAAACUAAUAAUCCAACCUUUUAGCGGUCUUCUUUCAAUAAUCCCACCUUUUGAUUAUUUAUGAAUAAUCCAACCUUUGCACCUCAUCUUCAUUCAUUGGUCCCUAGUCGGUUAAUGACCUACUAUUCCAAAUUAUUUUCUUAUCUCUGCAAAAUAUUAUCUUUGUGAAAGAUGAAAUUUAUGGUAUAAUGAUUUGCAAAGAUAAGAAAAUAGCUUGGAAUAGCAGAUCAUCAACCGGUCAGGGACUAGUGAAUGAAGAUGAGGUGUAAAGGUUGGAUUAUUCAUGAAUAAUCAAAAGGUUGGAUUAUUAUAAGAAGACCACUAAAAGGUUGGAUUAUUAUUUCCCAUUUUCCCCUAAGUAUAUGCUACUUAGACUUUGUGUGUUUUAUUACACAGACAUACUCGUUGUCAUGUUAUUCUUGCUAUUUUCAGAUGUAGAACUUAGAAGCGAGAGCGAAUUGAAGAGAAAGGAAAGAGGCUGGCACAAUUUGACAGGUCGUCAUCUACCUUGUGGGAACUCACAACCUUAACUGUUUGGGAUCACUUGGGUGAAUUUUCCAUGCCAAAAGUUCUCCACAAUACUCCGUAGAAGAUAACGAUGGGAAUCGGCGGGGAGAGGCAAGUUUCAGCCUUGCAAAUAAAUCUAUAUGUAUUUACUGCCAUUUGAUCAUUUGCGGACAGCCUAGUUCCGUAUUACUACUCAUUUUCAUCUUCAAUCCUUGGAAUCUUGAGGUUGUAUUUUAUCUGUUUGCUGCAAUGGCUUGGAGUUUCAGAGGAAAGCAGCACAUGAAAGCGAUAUUAAAGCACAGUAGAACCCAAUUUCUAAAUGUCUUCCUUAAAACAUCUCAAAAUACGCAACAACAAAAAUAUCUCCUCCCCUGUGUCACACCCUUUUCAACCCAAGCAUCCAAAUUCCCUGAAUAUGAAAUGCCUUCUGUCACAUGGGGCGCAAUCCAAGGUCGUAAAGAGAAGCUCGUGUCACGGGUUAUAGUUUGUGACUAUCUAAAAAGUAUAGGUAUAGUUCCAGAUGAGUUAGAGGAUCUGGAGUUACCCUCCACUGUGGAAGUAAUGCGGGAGCGUGUAGAGUUCUUGCAGAAAAUAGGCCUAACGAUUGACGACAUAAACGAGUAUCCACUAAUGCUGGGGUGUAGUGUGAGGAAAAACGUGAUUCCCGUGUUAACCUAUUUGGAAAAGAUUGGGAUUUCAAAGCCAAAGCUUGGGGAGUUUGUGAAAAAUUAUCCUCAGUGUCUAAAUGCUAGUGUUGUGGUUGAGCUUGUUCCAGUCAUCAAGUUUCUGAGAGGACUUGAUGUGGAGAAGCAAGAUAUUGGGUAUGUCUUGAUGAAAUACCCGGAGCUAUUAGGGUUUAAGCUUGAGGGGACAAUGAGUACGUCUGUGGUAUACUUGGUUAGUAUAGGGGUUAAUCCAAGAGAUAUAGGACCAAUGGUUACACAAUAUCCUUACCUUUUGGGGAUGAGAGUUGGGACAAUGAUUAAGCCUCUUGUCGAUUAUUUGGUUUUGAUCGGCCUCCCAAAGAAAAUUUUAGCCAAGAUGCUUGAAAAACGGGCAUAUUUACUUGGAUAUGAUCUUGAAAAAACUGUGAAACCUAAUGUGGACUGUUUGACCAGUUUUGGCAUUAAGAAGGACUUUCUCCCUUCUGUCAUAGCACAAUACCCCCAGAUCCUUGGUUUGCCUUUGAGGGCAAAGCUGUCUUCUCAACAGUACUUCUUCAACCUAAAGCUAAAGAUUGAUCCUGAUGGGUUUGCUUGUGUGAUUGAGAGGAUGCCACAAAUUGUCAGUCUUAACCAACAUCAGAUAAUGAAACCUGUUGAGUUCCUUCUGGGGCGGGGGUUUUCAUCUAAUGAUGUUGCAAAGAUGAUUGUGAAAUGCCCUCAGUUGGUUGCUCUGCAAGUUGGGCUCAUGAAAAACAGUUUCUACUUUUUCAAAAGUGAAAUGGGCAGGCCUAUGAAAGAACUUGUUGAGUUUCCAGACUACUUUACAUAUAGUCUGGAGUCGAGAAUAAAACCAAGACACCAGAGGCUACAAAGCAAGGGAGUCAAAUGCUCACUGGCUUGGUUUCUCAACUGCAGUGACCAAAGAUUUGAAGAGAGAUUAUAUGGUGAUUUUAUAGAAGCUGAAAGUAGUGGUCCAUCUUUUGUGAUGGGCGGGAAGUUAGAAUUGCCAGGAACUGAGAUUUUAUCAGAAGAAGAUGAUGACAGUGAUGAUGAAUUACUUUAUAAGCGGACUGUCUCUCUGUGAGUUCAAGAAUCUAAUACCAAGAUCAGGAGCAUUUUUACCAUUUGGAUUGGGCAGCAGAUUGUGCCCCGGAAACGAUCUUGCCAAGCUCGAAAUAUCAUUUUUUCUGCACUAUUUCCUGCUCGGUUAUGAGCUGGAGAUAGAUAAUCCUGACUGCCCAUUGAUGUAUUUACCACAUUGUAGGCCUAAACACAACUGUGUCACUGUGUGGGAAAAGUGAGAAGAUCAGCCUGACUCUGAGGCUGUGAUGAUGUUAAAUGAAAAAGGAUACCCGCCUAUAGUGAUGAUUGUAAUGAAACUACGUAAAUCAUAUAUAAUUUCUGUGUUACUAGCAAAACUUAAAUAUAAUCAAAUAAUAAUAAAUUAGUAUUAUAUGAAUUUUUACGGGAAUAAAG
This is a messenger RNA of Cuscuta epithymum, 3221 nucleotides long. The record is from the annotation of a GenBank genome assembly. Lineage: Eukaryota; Viridiplantae; Streptophyta; Magnoliopsida; Solanales; Convolvulaceae.